Molecule: messenger RNA, 693 nt
Organism: Acanthoscelides obtectus
Lineage: Eukaryota; Metazoa; Arthropoda; Insecta; Coleoptera; Chrysomelidae
Source: the annotation of a GenBank genome assembly
AUGAUAGUGAUAACAAUAGCCAAACUAGUGGCAAAUGUGAUAGUUGUGACGUUGGAACUUGCACCAUUUGUCCCGUCAGGAGAUUUAUGUAACAGGAUAAUAAUUUGGAGCAUGGAGUUCAGCCUGAUAGAAGCUAUUUAUUUGGAGUUUUUUGUUAUCAUAUACUUCCUUAAAACCAGGCUUGUCGUUCUGAACAAGAUGCUAAAGUUUAAAUUGGGUCGCAGAACUGUUACCAAAGUUGAACUAAAUCAGUUUAAAAGAUUGUGGUGCCUGAUAGACGACAUUGUUGGAGAAAUAAACAACUGCUAUGGGAAGCUGUUUCUAGUGCAGUUUGGUAUUCUUUUCACCGAGAUCAUACGAUCAACAGGUCUGGCCAUCUACAAAGUAGACACUCAAGAAAUACGUAUUAUGGAUGAACUGGAAGUGAUUUCUUUACACAUGCUUAACAGCAAAGAUGAUUCAUGGAAUAGUAACCUAUAUAAUAAUUUUAAUACAACUAUCUCCUUGAAAACAGUAAGAACAGAAAAUGUGUGCCGAAAGGUCGAAAGCACCAAUAUAUAAAAAUAAAAUCAAACACAUAUAGUACCGAUGAAGAAGUUUGAUUGAAGUUUAAAAAUAAAAACGCAUAUUUUUACGAUGAUGUUUUAUUUUUCAACAACCAUAACAUGUAAUUAAUAUCAUACACAAAUAAAU